This is a messenger RNA of Tricharina praecox, 1624 nucleotides long. RefSeq lists its product as uncharacterized. Gene Ontology annotation, biological process: exocytosis; vesicle fusion. The transcript is spliced from 2 exons. Gene Ontology annotation, molecular function: syntaxin binding; SNAP receptor activity. NCBI's taxonomy places the organism in Eukaryota, Fungi, Ascomycota, Pezizomycetes, Pezizales, Pyronemataceae. The coding region runs from base 188 to 1357 and encodes 389 amino acids. The record is from RefSeq and is a predicted model, not a curated record. Gene Ontology annotation, cellular component: plasma membrane; SNARE complex.
AUGUGUGUACGGCUUGCGUCAAUAGGGCAGUGCAGACCCCACUCCGUUCAACUCCGCUCAGCUCAGCUGAACAUCAGCUCUCGCCAAACAUAAAACCACCACCCUCCCCCUCAAUCCCCUCCCCCACCCUUCACCCCCUAACCCACCACCACCGCAGCCCCCACGACACCGCACGAAACAAACCAAAAUGCGCAACCUCUUCUCCUCCAAAAAAGACAAAUCCACCCCUCCUCCCGCGGCUUCCACCCCGCCCCCGCAGUACCAGCAACAUCAGCAGCAGCAGCAGCAGCAGCAUCAACCGCAGCAGCAGCAGCGCCCCGACGACGCCGCGCGAUCCGCACUCUUCGGGUCCCGCGCGCAGCAAUCACCCGCACAGCACAACCCCUACGGCGCACCCCCGCAGCAGCAGCAGCAGCAGGGCGGGGGGUACGGGGGCUACGGCGGGUACGGCCAGCCACCACAACACGGCCGCGCCGACUCCUCCAGCACGCUCGACCACAAGAAGCACGAGCUGUUCUCUGGGCGGCAGCCCGCCUCGGCCGCGCCGCCCGCGUACGGCGCUCCGCCGUCCUCGGGGGCGUCCUCGGGGGCGUACGCGCGGCCGACGGGGUACGCGGACGACAACGGGGCGGACCGGGUAUUGAGCGCGGAGGAGGAGGAGGCGGAGGACGUGGAUGCGGUGAAGCAGCAGAUACGGUUUACGAAGCAGGAGUCGGUGUCUAGCACACGGAACGCGUUACGGAUCGCCGCGCAGGCGGAGGAGACGGGGCGGACGACGCUGGCACGGCUCGGGGAGCAGGGGGAGAGGCUGCAUAAUACCGAGAAGAACUUGGAUAUGGCCGCCGCGCAUAAUAGGGUCGCUGAUGAGAAGGCGAGGGAACUCAAGACACUCAAUCGCAGCAUGUUUGCGGUUCAUGUCGCGAAUCCGCUCAAGAGUAAGAGCCGUGCGGAGGCGGAGGAGAGGAAGAUCCUCGAAAGGCACGAGAGUGAGCGCAGCGAGCGGGAGCGGACCAGGCAGCAGGGGUAUGCGGCGCGGGAAGGGGUGGGGAAGGCGCUUCGCGGCGGGGCGGGCGGGAUGGGCAUGGGCGGGGCGGGCAGCAGGGGCGGGAAGCUUUCCAUGGCGGAGAGGAGCAAAUACCAGUUUGAGGCGGACGAGAGCGACGACGAGAAGGAGAGGGAGAUUGAGGGCAAUCUGGAUGCCCUGGCUGGCGUCACGGGACGCCUGAAGGGCCUGGCUGUUGCUACCGGACAGGAGGUCGAUAGGCAGAACAGGCAGAUCGAGAAUAUCUCCAAGAAGAGCGAUGGUGUCGACAACCAGAUUGCGCUCACCCACAAUGCUAUCAAGAAGAUUCAUUAGAUUGCGGAUGCAGGAUAAUGAUUUAUGGAGUUUGUUCUGUUUUUCUGUUUUUGCUUUGCAUGCUUUACGGUUUCCAGAUGCGGGUACACGGAUGGAAUCUGACUGGAUGUUUAUUGAUGUACUCGUUUCGACUAAAAAUGCGGAUCUCGUUCUUUGGGUAUGCUGUCAAGAGCCUUCAGUGGUUGAAACGGGUCCGGACUGACAACUGUCGUGGAGCCAUGCGAGUGAUAAUAUGUGAUUACCAAGGCGAGAACAUCUAGUUACUCU